UGUUGGUCGUUAAAUAGCCGACCUUUUCCCUCGUAGAAAAUGAGAUGAACCAGAUCUGCUCUAUAUCCAUCACACUGAUUGCCUUGUCGGUUUCAUAGACAAUAUCUUCGUCUCUUCCAUCUCUCUGCUGCGGCUAUGGCAGUCAACUACCGACAUGGUCUCUCCAUCCUGGAACUGAUCGUAUACGUUCCUACCCUGUUCAUAUCGUUGUGGAUGGGCUUUCGCCACGGCUUCAAGAGGAGCUCUGGCUGGGUUCUCCUGGUGAUCUUCUCCUUGGCCCGUAUCAUUGGCUCAUGCUGCUACUUGGCUACGAUCAGCCAUCCUGCCACGAUAGAUCUUUACAUCGCGUGGGGUGUCUGCACUUCCAUCGGACUGGCUCCUUUGAUAUCCACCUGCAUUGCACUCUUAUCCCGAGCUAACGACUCCAUCGAACGCAAAACCGGACGAGGCAUCCAUCCACUCAUCUUCAGGCUUCUCAGUCUCAUCACCCUUGCGGGCAUGGUCCUGUGUAUCGUUGGUUCAACCCAGAGCACCAACCUCACCGACAUCGUGAACAGCAGCGAGGCCAAAAUUGGCGACGUUCUGUACCUCGUUGCCUGGGUGGGUCUUUGUGCUAUGCUUCUCCUCAUUGGCAGCAAGUACCAGAGCAUCGAGGACGGGGAACACCGCUUGCUUUUGGCCGUUGGGAUCUCAGUUCCCCUGCUUCUCAUCCGCCUCAUCUACUCUCUCCUGUCGGUCUUCACGCAUAGAUCCACCUUCAGUAUGUUCACGGGAAAUGUCACUGUCAUGCUGGUUAUGACGGUUCUGGAAGAAAUUGUGAUCGUUGUUGUCUGCCUGGGAGUCGGUGUGACUUUGGCUCAACUUCAACGUCCGGCAGACUAUGAAGCCUGUGAUAUGCCGGCCCAGACGGGCUCUGCGCUUGAGUCUCAGCAGAGCCCUGAGCAAACAUAUGCCGCCAAAAGACAGACACCCCGGCGCAAGAGGAGACGAGGCGGUCCUGUUUCUCAGCUCGUCGGGCUGGCAGUUGAUAAAGUCAAUCAGAGGGAGUGAAGGGCUUCUUCUUUGUAUUGAGUUUGCAACUGCAGCUAUACAUAUCAAUGUCCAUGUUUAGAAUUGUAUG
Messenger RNA from Aspergillus ibericus CBS 121593, 1120 nucleotides. RefSeq lists its product as uncharacterized. The record is from RefSeq and is a predicted model, not a curated record. The transcript is spliced from 2 exons. Lineage: Eukaryota; Fungi; Ascomycota; Eurotiomycetes; Eurotiales; Aspergillaceae. Bases 136 to 1050 code for a protein of 304 amino acids.